Mangifera indica (mango) is the source of this 1827-nucleotide messenger RNA. Its product is annotated as tropinone reductase homolog. Bases 410 to 1240 code for a protein of 276 amino acids. The transcript has 6 exons. The record is from RefSeq and is a predicted model, not a curated record. Lineage: Eukaryota; Viridiplantae; Streptophyta; Magnoliopsida; Sapindales; Anacardiaceae. Gene Ontology annotation, molecular function: oxidoreductase activity.
AUAAGUAUAUAACACCAAAUUUCAGCCAGAAUCCUGGAAUUAAAUUAAAAAUAAGUGGUUCCUUGCCCCAUGAAGCUAGAUUCGAUCCAGUCUGUCGUUUGCUGCUACAGACCAGCUGCUAUAAUUUAAAUCAAUCAUUGACACAACAAAUUAACAAAUAAAGUUUUUUAAUCUUUAUCAUUUUUGUAUUGGGAAUUUAGGUUUGAAGUAGUAGAUGAGUUGACAAGAUUUGGUGCACUUGUCCACAUCUGCCUUUUCACUCAAACGGAGCUAGAUUUGUGUUUACUGGAAUGGAAAACACAUGGGUUCGGAGUGACCGGUUCAGUAUGUGAUCUGUUAGACAGUGGCCGGAGCCUUCCAUGGGAGGCUGAAAUCCUGCUCUAUCACAGAGACCAUAUUACUAAAUAAAAUGGGAGAAUCAGUGAUCAGAAGCAAAGAAAGAAGAUGGUCUCUCAGAGGAAUGACUGCCCUCGUAACAGGAGGAACCCGAGGCAUAGGGCAUGCUAUAGUAGAAGAAUUAGCAGGAUUCGGCGCCCAUGUCCACACCUGUUCUCGUAACCAAGAAGAGCUCGAUCAAUGCUUGAAGGAAUGGAAAAGUAAGGGAUUUACAGUGACAGGAUCCGUCUGUGACCUUUUAGAUCGUGCUGAAAGGGAAAGUUUGAUCAAAACCGUCUCUUCUGUCUUCCGGGGCGCGCUCAACAUCCUUGUGAACAAUGCUGGGAGGGUUAUUGGUAAAACUGCCUUGGAAUUCACAGAAGAAGAUAUCUCAACUAUAAUGGCUGCUAAUUUUCAGUAUGCCUUCCAUCUCUCUCAACUUUCCCACCCUUUGUUGAAAGCUUCAGGAAAUGGAAAUAUUGUAUUUGUUUCCUCCGUCGCAAGUUUUAAGGCUACUUCCCAAUUGUCUUCUGUCUAUGCAGCAUCUAAAGCUGCAGUUAACCAAGUUACAAGAAACUUGGCAUGUGAAUGGGCAAAGGACAAGAUUCGUGUUAAUACAAUUGCACCAGGACUUAUCGCAACCUCACAACUGAAGUCGUUGAUGGAUGAUCCUCAAUGCAAGAAUUCUCUUGAGCAAAUAGUCUCUAGAACUCCUAUGUUCCGGGCUGGAGAGCCUGAAGAAGUUUCAUCACCGGUGGCAUUUCUUUGCUUCCCUGCUGCUUCAUACAUCACCGGACAAGUCAUAUGUGUUGAUGGAGGAUAUACUGCGAAUGGUUUCAGCUCAACUUAUAACAAAAACAAUUAAAUCCUUCAACCCUGAAGAGCUAAAACAUUAGAUGAUCGAUGCUUCUAAAUAAUGUUAUAGUUUCUCAGAAGACCAAGAUUGUCUGUUGUCUUAAUGACUUUGUAGUUCGUUUUACAUGGCUUUAGGGAACUUGUUCGCCUGAUAUAUAUCAUCGUAGCUGAUAUGGUUUUAAUGUGCAAUAGUUUUAGUUUUAAUUAAAGAUUUGUCACCUCUUGUGAAAAGAUUGAUAAAAUGGCUGCAGUGUACCACAGAUAAGUGGCGCCAGGCAAGAAAGGUAGUCUCUGAAGGGGAUGACUGCUCUCUUAACCAGUGGAGCUGAAGGCAUUGGGUUGCUGACUCCGACUUUUAUGCAAAUGAAUUACAUAAUGGCUUGGCUCACUAAUUAAUUAGCCUUCUUUUCGUAUUUUGCUUUAGAGAAUAGAGAUGCAAUAGUCAAAAAACUUGCAGGAUUUGAAGUAGCAGCUCACACUUGUUCUCGCAACCAAAGGGAGCUUGAUCAACAUUUGCGAGAACGGAAAGUGUGUUAAAUAAGUUGUAUAAUUUUAUCUGAUUCAAUUCGAUUUUAAUUUGAUCCGUUUUUAAUUUAA